CCGUGCUCACUCCCGCACCGCCGCCUGACGCCGCGCUCGUCACCGACAGGGUGGGACUGGCGGAAGAGCUGAGAGUGACCGAAGCAGAACCAAUUUAUUCUGGGCGCUUGUUCAGUUGCAGGUUGUAAAAUGCCGGCUUAUCAUUCAACCCUUAUGGAUAGUGAUGUAAAACUGAUUGGAAACAUGGCAUUAUUGCCGCUUAAAACACAAUUUAAAGGACCAGCUCCUAAGGAAACUAAAGACACUGAUGUCAUUGAUGAAGCAAUCUACUAUUUUAAGGCAAAUGUUUUCUUCAAAAACUAUGAAAUAAAGAAUGAAGCUGACAGAACCUUGAUUUAUAUCACCCUCUAUAUUACAGAGUGCCUCAAAAGAUUACAAAAGUGCAAUUCCAAAAAUCAAGGAGAGAAGGAAAUGUAUACCUUGGGGAUAACUAACUUUCCCAUUCCUGGAGAGCCAGGCUUUCCUCUUAAUGCCAUGUAUGCAAAACCUGGACACAAGCAGGAAGAUGAGAUGAUGAGGGGUUAUUUGCAGCAGAUCAGGCAAGAGACUGGGCUGAGACUUUGUGAAAAAGUGUUUGAUCAACAGACAGAUAAACCCAGCAAGUGGUGGACAUGUUUCAUAAAGAAGCAAUUCAUGAACAAAAGCCUGUCAGCACCAGGACAUUAACAUCACAAAAAAAGUGCAACAACUGAAACACCAUGCAAACGUGACAUGCAGCAAGAUGUACAAAAUUUUUGCCUUGUUUCAUAUGAUUUUAUACUGGGUUUGGAUAUAAUAAAAGUAGUAUCAUUCUGAAGAUCAUUUUUUAAAAUGUGAAGACUAAUAAAUGCUUGGCAUGGUAUAAUUUA
Messenger RNA from Stegostoma tigrinum, 848 nucleotides. It is a transcript of the gene arpc3, whose product is annotated as actin related protein 2/3 complex, subunit 3. The record is from RefSeq and is a predicted model, not a curated record. The transcript is spliced from 7 exons. Lineage: Eukaryota; Metazoa; Chordata; Chondrichthyes; Orectolobiformes; Stegostomatidae. The coding region runs from base 130 to 666 and encodes 178 amino acids. Gene Ontology annotation, cellular component: Arp2/3 protein complex; cytoskeleton. Gene Ontology annotation, biological process: regulation of actin filament polymerization; Arp2/3 complex-mediated actin nucleation. Gene Ontology annotation, molecular function: actin filament binding.